Molecule: messenger RNA, 483 nt
Organism: Vicia faba (fava bean)
Lineage: Eukaryota; Viridiplantae; Streptophyta; Magnoliopsida; Fabales; Fabaceae
Source: the annotation of a GenBank genome assembly
AUGGAGAUCACCGCCUCCGUCUCGCCUGCUCGAUCUAGACGGUCUCUUGGGAAGAAAGCGUCGGGGAGUCGGCAGAGUGGGAUUCGGACUCUGAGAGAUGUCAAAGAUGAUCGAGAUUCGGGGUCUGGUUCUGAAUCGGAUGAGCCGCAGGAGUAUUAUGCUGGUGGUCAGAAGAGUGGUAUGCUUGUCCAAGAUCCUACUAGAGGUGGCCAUACUGUGGAUGAUAUUUUUGAUCAGGCUAGACAAAUUGCUUUCCGGAGAGGAGGAAUGGGUUUUCUGUCGAUGAUGGGUCCUUUGAGGAGGUUGGAAGACCCGCAAAAUGCAUCAUUCCUUGAGAGCAUAAAGAAGUCUGAAUGUCCCAAAGAGCUUGAACCAGCUGAUCGGCAAACUGCUGUCCGUCUCAACCUCACAAGGCGUAAUGAAAACUACCCGGAACCGGUGAAGCCAAGGAAUACUGCUUUCGGGGGGUUGGGAGAACUUUAG